UUGUGAGGUAUUAUAUUUAGAUUAGAGCCAAAGUCUAUUAAGAAAAUGAAUUAAAACCAUGAUUGGCAUGAACGAAAACUAAUCAAUAUCAUAUUCUUUUGGGGUCCUAACCAGUAGUUUUGGGAAAUAACAAUUUCCAAAAAAAAAAAAAAAAAAAUGUAGUAGUUGUUUAACCUGCUCGUCCUUAUGGACAAUCAAUCCUUUUCUUCAAAAGAAUAAAAAGAAAAGAAAAAGGAUUUUUCAAGGUGGAAAAUGCAACCAACAUAUUUAAUUACAAGCAUUCUUCCAAAACUAAUAAUUUACACCUUCAAUUUCACAGCACGCCAUUGUCCAAUUCUCUCCCACCACCACCAGUAUCCUUGUCCUUGAUUGGGGCAGCUAACUCUUUUCUCAUUGUGUGCCACUUCCACUAAAAAUAUCCACAUUUAAUAUUCUGUAGUACCACACACAGACACCCUUGUUUUCUUUUGGGUUCUUGUGUUGUGUGGGAGUUUCCCUUCAUUUCUCUGCCAACAUCCUUUUCUUCUUUAUCAUAUUUAAGUUAAGCUCUAUAUCACUCGCAUCCCUGACCUCUUUCUAUACCUUUCUAUCUCCUUAAGAAUUCCCUUUCAUGGGUAUUCCUCAAAACCUACUUUUGAUCACAGCUUCAUUGCUUAUUAGCUUUGCUUCAGCUUGCUCUGAUGGUCCUUGUGGGCUGUUAGAUAAAUGCUCGUCGGACCAAGACUGUGAAGAUGGAUUGUUCUGUUUCUAUUGUAUUGAAGGAUUUUCAGCUUCAAAGUGUGUAAGGUCGACAGCCACAGACCAGUUCAGGAUUCUGAAUAAUUCGUUGCCUUUCAACAAAUAUGCAUUCUUGACAACACACAAUGCCUUUGCUAUUGCUGGAUAUCCAUCUCGCACUGGAAUCCCUCGGCUCACAGUUACAAAUCAAGAAGACAAUGUCACACAACAGCUUAAUAAUGGAGUUCGAGCCUUGAUGCUUGAUACGUAUGAUUUUCGAGGAGAUGUAUGGCUGUGCCAUUCAUUUAAAGGACAAUGUCAUGACUAUACUGCAUUCGGACCUGCUAUUGAUACACUGAAGGAAAUUGAAGAAUUCUUAUCAGCAAAUCCAUCAGAAAUUGUCACACUAAUUUUAGAAGAUUAUGUGCAAGCCCCUAAAGGAUUAACAAGAGUGUUCUAUGAUUCUGGGUUGAUGAAAUACUGGGUUCCUGUGACAAUGAUGGCCAAACAUGGUCAAGACUGGCCUCUAGUUAGCGACAUGGUGAAAAACAACCAUAGGCUACUCGUGUUCACUUCAAUUAAAUCCAAGGAAAAAAGUGAAGGAAUUGCUUACCAGUGGAAUUACAUGGUUGAAAAUCAGUAUGGGGAUGGUGGUAUGCAUCCAGGAAGUUGCUCUAAUAGACCAGAGUCAUCUGCCCUUAGUGACAAGAGUAAAUCACUUGUGUUGGUGAAUUAUUUCAGGAGUAUUCCAAUGAAAGAACUUACUUGCAUAGAUAACUCCGCAAAGGUUUUGGACAUGCUUCAAACUUGUUAUGCUGCUGCAGGCAACAGAUGGGCUAACUUUGUCGCUGUUAAUUAUUAUAAGAGGAGUGAAGGAGGAGGAUCAUUCCAAGCAGUGGAUUCACUCAAUGGCAAGCUAUUGUGUGGAUGUGAUGAUAUCCGUGCAUGUCUGGUAAGCUACCUGGAUCAAGCUCAGCUGCCUGCACUGCCCAAGAUAAAUUGCAGUGACAGUAAUUGUCAUUCCAGCCAACCCUAUGUGAGAUGGAAGCUAGACCCUUCUCCCUGACAGUUAAGGUGAAAUGGGAGUUAAAAGGGUGAAAUAUUUUGAAAGUUGACAAAUUUGUAUUUCAGUUUAAAUGACCGAAAAAUAUUCAUAUUGGGCAAGAAGGGAAAAUAUGAAGGAAUUGAUUUACUUAAAAUAAUUGCUGAAGGAUCAAUGCAAGAAAAGAAGGCAUUGUUCUUUGUUAACAAAGACUGAUAAUAAAAGAAGAAUGAACGUAUUCAUAGGUUUAUAAUAA
Messenger RNA from Ricinus communis (castor bean), 2015 nucleotides. RefSeq names its product PI-PLC X domain-containing protein At5g67130. Gene Ontology annotation, biological process: lipid metabolic process. Gene Ontology annotation, molecular function: phosphoric diester hydrolase activity. NCBI's taxonomy places the organism in Eukaryota, Viridiplantae, Streptophyta, Magnoliopsida, Malpighiales, Euphorbiaceae. The transcript is spliced from 8 exons. The record is from RefSeq and is a predicted model, not a curated record. The coding region runs from base 611 to 1783 and encodes 390 amino acids.